This is a messenger RNA of Closterium sp. NIES-65, 984 nucleotides long. NCBI's taxonomy places the organism in Eukaryota, Viridiplantae, Streptophyta, Zygnematophyceae, Desmidiales, Closteriaceae. The record is from the annotation of a GenBank genome assembly.
AUGCUGCUACCUUACCCUGCCUCCCAGCUACCUCCCCUCAUCCUCUCACCACAAGCCCCACAUCAGCCACCACUCGCAGCGUCAGCUCCAACGCCAGCUGUCCCCCUCACCUCCUCCUUUCCUUUCUCAUCCCCGCAUUUUCCCCGGCAGUUCCCCCCUUUUCCAUUACCCACUCACUCACCACAAGCCCCACAUCAGCCACCACUCGCAGCGUCAGCUCCAAUGCUGCCUCCUCGCCCCCCCCAUACCUCGUUCCUUAUACCCCUCCUUCACAUGCGCCCCAAUACUACUCCCCCUCCCGCACUCACCACAAGCCCCACAUCGGCCACCACUCGCAGCGUCAGCUGUGACGCUGCCCUGCCUCCUCAGGCCCCCACCCCUCCUCUUUUCUCAUCCCCUCCUUUCACCCUUCCUCCCAACGGUCAUUUCCCCCCUCUUCCAAGCCCUUUUAACUCACCACGAGCCCCACGUCAGCCACCACUCGCAGUGUCAACUCCAACGCUGCCUCCUCGCCUUGCAACCCGCCGCAGGGGGGCCUUGUUGGACGCAGCAGGCAACCACAUACCUGUCAACCCCCCAUCGCUCAACUCAACUCAUCCAUACGCCCCAUCCCACCCCUCACCUUGUCUUCUCGUGCGCCCCAUCACUGUGGUCCCUCACCUCUUGGUGCCUUCACAGGGCGCAGGCGGGCCUUGUUGGACGCAGCAGGCAACUCAUCACCUCCCCACCAAGUCACCCAUACGCCCCCCCUCUCCUACCCCUCACCUUAUCUUCUGGGGCGCUCAUCCCUGUGGCUCCCAAUGGUGCCUUCACAGGGCGCAGGUCCCUAUUGACCAAUCCCCCCCUAUGUUCCCUAUGUCCCCUAUCCCACACCCACCCCUCACCUUGUCUUCUGGUGUGCUCAUCACUGUGGUUCCCAAUGGUGCCUUCACAGGGCGCAGGUGGGCCUUGUUGGAAGCAGGCAGCUCGUACACACUGAUCUGA